AUGGACAUCACCCAGCGUUUCGUGUCCGUAGCUCAUCCUCAAGCAAAUGGGCAAGUGGAGCUCGCCAACAGAUCAAUUUGCGAAGGCAUCAAAAAGCGGCUGAAUCAGAGCAGAGGGAAAUGGGUCGAGGAGUUGGAUACCGUCCUUUGGGCCUACCGAACUAGCCCAAAGACGGCAACGGGAGAGGCGCCUUUCACCCUGGUAUACGGAUCAAAUGCAGUAAUACCAGCGGAGGCUAGAUUGGAGUCAUAUCGCAUCACUACCUACGAUACAGAGCACAAUUCCGAACUCCGACGAACAGAGCUCGAUCUUGUGGAAGCACAGAGGGAAGAAGCUCAGAUCAGAGCAGCGAAGUACAAGAGCAUCAUUAAGGCGGGGUAUGACAAGCGGGUUAGAGCAAGGAAGUUAGCCAAGGGCGACCUAGUCCUCAAAAGAGCUGAUGCACUAAAGCUAGUGGGCAAAUUUGAACCCAAUUGGGAGGGCCCCUUCAUCAUCAUCGAGGAAUGCUGA
This is a messenger RNA of Salvia miltiorrhiza (redroot sage), 510 nucleotides long. RefSeq lists its product as uncharacterized. The record is from RefSeq and is a predicted model, not a curated record. Bases 1 to 510 code for a protein of 169 amino acids. The transcript is spliced from 2 exons. Lineage: Eukaryota; Viridiplantae; Streptophyta; Magnoliopsida; Lamiales; Lamiaceae. Gene Ontology annotation, molecular function: nucleic acid binding.